AAUAAUGGUUUUGUUAUGGAUCGUAGAUUGACACUGACCAAUCCCAUGUCAAAAAUUACGACAAUUAUUAUCUGAUAAGCUGAGGGUAGUUAUAGAGAACAAGGACAUGGUUUUCUCUUCACUUCGCGGGUACUUUAGUAUGAGGCAACAAAGCUCCAAGGUUCAGGCUUUGUAUGACCAUUGCAAAACCAUCUUAUCACCCUCUGGCUCUGGAACAGCCCCUCCUUCGUCCCAAGCUCUGAUGAAGCUUUCUUCGAUUCUGGACACUAUUCAACCGGCUGAUGUUGGCCUUAAGGAAGAAACUGCAGAUGAUGAUCGAGGGCUUGGAUUUUUUGGUGCUAAUGCACUUAGUAGAGUAACUCGUUGGGCUCAACCAAUAACAUAUGUGGACAUUCAUGAAUGUGACAGUUUUACGAUGUGUAUAUUUUGUUUCCCUACUUCUUCAGUUAUUCCUCUCCAUGAUCAUCCUGGGAUGACUGUAUUUAGCAAACUUCUCUAUGGCUCUUUGCAUGUGAAAGGUUAUGACUGGGUUGAGCCUCCCUGCAUCAUAGAAAGCAAAGGACCUGGAUAUGGUCAAGUACGACUAGCAAAGUUAGCAGUUGAUAAGGUCUUGAAUGCACUGUGUGAUACAUCAGUUUUAUAUCCCAAACACGGAAAUCUGCACUGUUUUGCAGCAGUGACACCUUGUGCCAUGCUAGACAUUCUCACACCUCCUUACAGAGAAGAGGAAGGAAGGAGUUGUACUUAUUAUCAUGAUUAUCCUUAUUCAGCAUUCUCAGCUGGAAAUGCACCUAUACGUGAUGGGGAAGAGGAGGAAUAUGUGUGGCUCGCAGAGUUAGAAUCACCUAGUGAUCUUUAUAUGCGCCAGGGGGUAUAUGCGGGUCCAGCUAUUCAGUUUUAGCUCUGCUUGCUUGGAUUUAAAAGCAAUUGCAUUUGCAUGUUUCCUGCUGUGAAGGGUGGAUGAUAUUAAUGCCUGAAAAUAUAUACUUAUCCCAUUUUGCUCUUGCUCCUGGAACCUAGUGACAAGAGGAUCUAAAAUGAUCAUGGAGGGCGUGUUCUGGUUAAUUUAUGCUUCCAUUUGCUGGAUGCAUAUUUUGAGCAAAGAUUUUGAUACAUAAAUCUGCAGUUUCUCAUUGCCUUGGAACAACAAAUCUUUGCUAUGGUUACUGGUGGCCAUUGUGUUUCAUACCAUGUUCCCUCAUUAUUAAAUGUUCUAGAUGUUCUUUCCUUGCAGUUGCACAUAAGCAUAAUUAUUUUGUAAUGAUCCUCAUAAAUAUGUUGUUAGGUACAAAAUGGAUUCCCCUGUAGCCGUAUCAAAGUAUGGUAAUAUAUUAUCAUGGAAAAAGAUAUCCUGUGGCAUCAGCGUCUCUUUGGCAGUAGCAGAUGUAAAUUUAGUCGAGCUUGAGUACUGUAGUCUUAGCUUUGCAAAAACUAAACUUGGCUCAUUUAUUUAAACAAGUCUAACUGAAAGGUCGAACUUGACUCAUUUAUUCAAAGUAUGACUCGAGGUUGGCUUGAUUGAAAA
This is a messenger RNA of Glycine soja, 1525 nucleotides long. Its product is annotated as plant cysteine oxidase 3-like. Gene Ontology annotation, molecular function: oxidoreductase activity, acting on single donors with incorporation of molecular oxygen, incorporation of two atoms of oxygen. NCBI's taxonomy places the organism in Eukaryota, Viridiplantae, Streptophyta, Magnoliopsida, Fabales, Fabaceae. The transcript has 5 exons. The coding region runs from base 107 to 901 and encodes 264 amino acids. The record is from RefSeq and is a predicted model, not a curated record.